Messenger RNA from Arctia plantaginis, 594 nucleotides. Lineage: Eukaryota; Metazoa; Arthropoda; Insecta; Lepidoptera; Erebidae. The record is from the annotation of a GenBank genome assembly.
AUGGCGUGUACCGUUUCCGGCUGUUCAAGUCGAUUGGGUGUUUUCACGGAGAAUAAUGAGAAUGUAUCAUUCCAUCGAUUUCCGGCUGACGUCGACUUGAAAAAAUCAUGGGUUAAAAAUGUAAGGAAAGGUGAUGAAACGAAGCCCACACAGUAUACCAGGAUCUGCUCUUUACAUUUUGAUAAAUCUUGUUUUCGUGAGGGUUAUGGACGAAAAACCCUACAUUCGUACGCAGUACCGACAAUAUUUCCUAAUCAACCCUUAUCGCGUCGACCAAAAUUACCUACAAAAAGAAAACUUGUACCGAAAUAUGGCGAGACCUCUGCUGCGAGAAAAGACGAGCAACGGCUCCACGGCUCUCUUCCAAAAAUGGAUCGCACAACUCAAACAAAAAAUAUUGGCGAAACCGCUAUUGAUACUAAACUUCGAAAAGCGACCAGAUUAGUAGAGCAUUAUAAACUAAUAGCAACAAGACGUGGUACAAAAUUAAAAAACUUACAACGCAAAUUUUCUCGGCUUACAAAGAAAAAUACUGAUUUAGUAAACAUUAUUCAAGCACUUAAUGAGAAACAUACUGAAUACAGUCGGCUAUAA